Messenger RNA from Nyctereutes procyonoides (raccoon dog), 1048 nucleotides. It is a transcript of the gene NOSIP, whose product is annotated as nitric oxide synthase interacting protein. Bases 108 to 1013 code for a protein of 301 amino acids. NCBI's taxonomy places the organism in Eukaryota, Metazoa, Chordata, Mammalia, Carnivora, Canidae. The record is from RefSeq and is a predicted model, not a curated record. Gene Ontology annotation, molecular function: ubiquitin protein ligase activity. The transcript has 9 exons. Gene Ontology annotation, cellular component: nucleus.
UUUCCGCCGGGCGGAAGUGGGCGAAGCGGAGAAGAAAAACAGCCCUCCUUUCCGGUGUAGGGGCACAGUUGAAGAGGCGACGAAGGAACGAGGAGUCGUUUGUAAGGAUGACACGACAUGGCAAGAAUUGCACGGCAGGGGCCGUCUAUACCUACCACGAGAAGAAGAAGGACACAGCGGCCUCAGGCUAUGGGACCCAGAACAUUCGACUGAGCCGGGAUGCCGUCAAGGACUUCGAUUGCUGCUGCCUCUCUCUGCAGCCCUGCCAUGAUCCUGUCGUCACCCCAGAUGGCUACCUGUAUGAGCGUGAGGCAAUCCUGGAGUAUAUCUUGCACCAGAAGAAGGAGAUCGCCCGGCAGAUGAAGGCCUAUGAGAAGCAGCGUGGUGCCCGGCGUGAGGAGCAGAAAGAGCUGCAGCGGGCUGCGGCCCAGGACCAGGUACGGGGCUUCCUGGAGAAGGAGGCAGCCAUCGUGAGCCGGCCCCUCAACCCAUUCACAUCCAAGGCCGCCUCUGGGACGACCUCAGAUGAUGCCCGACCUGGGUCCAGUGCAGGUCCUACGGGCAAGGACAAGGAUAAAGCACUGCCCAGCUUCUGGAUCCCGUCGCUGACCCCCGAGGCCAAGGCCACCAAGCUGGAGAAGCCUUCUCGCACCGUGACCUGCCCCAUGUCCGGGAAGCCAUUGCGCAUGUCAGACCUGACACCUGUGCGCUUCACGCCGCUCGACAGCUCUGUGGACCGCGUGGGGCUCAUCACACGCAGUGAGCGCUACGUGUGUGCCGUGACCCGCGACAGCUUGAGCAACGCCACGCCUUGCGCGGUGCUGCGGCCCUCUGGGGCUGUGGUCACCAUGGAAUGCGUGGAGAAGCUGAUUCGGAAAGACAUGGUAGACCCGGUAAACGGGGAGAAGCUGACAGACCGCGACAUCAUCGUGCUGCAGCGGGGCGGCACAGGCUUCGCGGGCUCCGGUGUGAAGCUGCAGGCUGAAAAGUCGAGGCCGGUGAUGCAGGCCUGAGCGCACAGAAGACCAAAUAAACAGGCUUGGACUCA